CACUGAGUUGUAUAACAAUAAUUCAAUUGUUUUGCAAACAACUGCUUUCUGCUGGUGCGAUUUAUUCAUCUUAGAAACAUGUACCAUAACAUCGAAGCUGUUUUACUGUUGCUAUAGCAGUGUUUGAUCAAAACAAAACACCUCUGCUGGGGAAUUCCCUUUGCUAUCGAAGCGAAAUACAUCAAAUAUAUAUAUUUAGCCAGAGGUCUGAUUGGUUCUGUCCGAACCUGAUGAGGAUAUUUACGCGGGUAUGCCAAAACAUUGAUCAGAGAAAAAGAAGACUUCGAGCUGGUGAUUGCUUUGUACCAGGGCCGUGUUAAGUUCAGGUGAAAGGACCGAGCGCCCACCACAAGGUUUGUCUUAUGUUUCUUCCUUUUGCUGUACUACGCUCACUUUCCACUUGAGUUUCUUCAUCUCUAAAGCGCCAAUCAGACACACACCCCCUUUCAGAGCGAGAGAAUAUCGAUUUUAGAGGUGCCGUAGACCAAAUCGGCAAUAUAAAGAAAAUGACGGUGCAGGCUUUUUACUUCCGAAUGAUAAAGUUAUAUCUUUUUGUUUCCGUUCGUAAUGUAAGACGGUAGUCGGGUGGUCGGGAGAUAAUUUUGUAAUCUUGAUCUUCGUAGAAUGAUGGCUUCGAUAUAGAAGUAUUUCAUGAAAGACUGCCACUAAUUCGCCUAAACACCGAAACACAUCAGGUUCUACUGAUUUAUCUGUGAUAUCCAACCGAGAAGCUCAUAUUAGUUAUGAUUUUGUUUUAUUGUGCUUUAAGAGCGAGACAGUUACCCAUCAAAUUCGACGGAUCCGAUCGAACUAAUGUUAUUCAACAAAUUGACCACAAUUUUCCGUUGUCUCUAACCUUACUUAUCAUAGAAAUGAUGUCUACAAUGUUUAAAACGAAAGUGAAACCACGAGGCGCAAGCGAGUGGUUUCACUGCAGAGUUGUUUCCAGAGUAUUUUUUCUCUUUCUACUUCUCUUCUAGCGCCAAUUAGACACAAACCCCCUUUCCUUUGCAUUUCUUCCGAAAAUCAGCCUUUUCGUCACUUUUGGACGUUGGUAUAGGCAAAAAUAUUUUCCUUCGUUCUCGCCAAUAUGCAAACGAAGAGGCUUUUCAAAACGUAUGAGUGUGGUCAGGAAGAAAAGUCAUUAAAUUAUCACGUGAAGGUAAAUUAAUUCGGGAGUAAUUUAAGCAUGUGAAAAAUAACGAUUAGAUCAGACGUUCGUGUCAUUUUUGGACCUGUUUAUACGUCGUAAUGGAAACUUUGUUAAUUAAAAGCGCACGUUUUGUUGAAAGGGCAUUUUGUCCGUAGAACUUGACAGUUGCGAUGCACAUGUAAAUGAGUGAAAGGCCUUCAAUCAAUUUAAUCUCAAUCUCUAGAGGGAAAUAAGAACAUUCAUCAAAUUAUUAUCUACUAUUUUUUUUGUUAUUGUAAAAUGGAAUAUCUGUAUUGCGAUCUAUUUAUAUCCUGCCUCCGCUAUGGACCAAACAGCCAUUUUUUUUUUAAGUCAUUGAGCUGUAUAACAAUAAUUCAACUGUUUUUGCAAACAAAGGUAUGUUAUAUUCAGCGCUACUUUACCACCUCAAUUCUUUUAAAAUUGGGUACGGUUUUUCAGCUUUGAAAUAUUUCUUGCAUUCUGUUUAUCAAAGAGCUGCUUCCUUUUGGAAGGCCAUCACUUUUUUAAUCGAGAGGUUCGGGAAAUGAUUUUGUAAGCUUGAUCUUCGUAGACUGAUAGCUUUGAUAUACAAAAUUUUGUUAUGGAAGACUGCCACUUAUUUGCCUAAACACCGAAACACAAAAUGUUCUACAGAUUUAUCUAUGUAUAAUAAUAAGUUCAAGAAAUUUCCAUUUGAGAAUCCUGGAAUAAUAUGUCCCACUACUUAUAAAGUGACUUUUUGGAUCGAUCUACACGAGGUCUUAUUUCCGAGCUAAAUCUCUUUGAUGAGGCAGCCGGCAUAAGCCAAUAAUAAAGUAAAUAGUUUCGUAAACAACAUGUGCACGAGUGACUGUUCCCUGAAAGAUAUCUGAUAGGUUUCAUUUACAUAAAUCGUUGUGUUCUUGUAGCUUAUAUUGCGAUCCGUUUGAGUGAAAGACCUCGAAUCAGAAAAUUCGAAAUCGGCGGAGGAAAUAAGAUUGCUCACUAUAUUUUUUAUCUACCACAUUUUUCUCGUAAAUGGAAUAACAGUUUUAUUAUUAUGGAUAACAUAAUCUGUGUGGCGAUUUCAACAGGUUUUAGAUUUCAACAUCAACUGUUCAUAUCAUUUUUUCUAAGAACGAAAGAUGUAAAUGAAAUCCAGAAUUUUGAAGAUAGAAAUUGAAUGUUUUGCUACCCUACCUAAAACUGACAGCGAUAUGUUCCUGAAUUAGGAAAGGGAAAGGGGUUGUUUUUGAUAUUUUUUCAGAAUAAUAUGUUACGAGAUGUUUCUUAUUUCAAUUUGAUGAAGCAUACGCUCAUAGGAAUAAUUAAAUGGUACCAGAGCUAAUUUCUUUCGAAGAAACCUUCACUUAAUUCUUUAAGAAAGGGGAGGUUUUUAUUGAGAAAUGCUCAUAGGGAUAAUAGAAUGGUACCAGUGCUAAUUCCUUCAAAGACAUUCUCUCUUAAAAACUGAUAAUCGAUAACCGGGAGAUGUACGAUUAAGAAAUUUCCAAACAGUGUUUGGGAGUCUUAUUAAAAAAGUUUCCCAUUAAUGAUAUGUAUACAAGAGAUCAUAUUCUAUUGUGUAUAACGUGACUUCUUGGAUAUACACGAAAAGGUCCAAUUUUCGGGGUAAAUCCCUUUGAAAAAGCAGCUGGAAUAAGUCAAUGAAAAAGCAAAUAGUUUUGUAAAAAAAAAUGUGCACGAGGGACUCAUUUACAUAAUCAUUGUAAUCUUGAAAAGGUCAGGAUGUGAUCAAAACAAACUCCCAUUCAUUUACAGAGAAAGCCCUUGUCUUUACGAAUUGUGAUAUAUAUGAACCAAUCAAAUGGUUGAUUUGCGAAAUCCUGUCGUUCAGAGAAAUAUAUCUACCAUAAGUUCUCAAAAAAGAGUGAAUAUAGAUGACAAGUAGAUCUGCGUUACAGAGAUUGUUUGAGAAUUGUUGUUACUCAUUUUAUUAUCUUAUGGAAGGAGAAACUUAUUUUCUCUUAGAUUUAGAAGGGAAAAGCUCCUAGGUAAGGGGAAAUCUUUCAAAAAACAAGCGUAGUAAGUUAAUAACACGCUACACGCUGUGCAACCAUCAUUUCCAUAAGGGACUUUUUUCCUAAAUGUCUGCCUUCAUUUACAUUCAAGUGGCAUUUGUGUUUAUGCGGGGAAAGUCAUGCCAUGAUAAAAAAAAAACAAACAAACAAACAAAAAACACUGAUCUUACCACACUACGUCAGUUAUUGACUAACAUCAAAGACAGAGACGAACCGAGGAGCAGACAAGGAGCAGUAUAUAAGAUCAAUUGCUCCGACUGCCACGCCUCCUACAUCGGUGAGACUGGCAGAAACCUCACAACUAGACUGACUGAACACAAACGAGCGACGAGGAAAGCCGAUGUCAACAAUCACAUUGCUGAACAUCACCGACUUACGAACCGCACUAUUAACUAGGAAUCUGCCCAAUGCUAACCUACAGCACCUACUACUUUCAACGACUGACCCUGGAAAGCUGGUUUACUAACUUGGAACAGACUCCACUCAACAGGUGCCAACCACCACCGGCACCAUACAAACGACUCAUCCACGACAUUAACAUUACAAACGUACCGAACAGAACGACCUAACUUCACAAACAGAUCCAAACCGACCAAUCACGACGACCUACGCCACUUGAGUCUUACAGACAAUAACAUCACGGCAAAACUGAUCAAUCAGUGUACACAAACUGGACUAAGUACAUUCGACUGACAACAACCUUUCACUUGCCUCUGAUGAUGACUUCUGCUCAGGUUGUCGAAACGUCAGUCACCAUUACCGACAAAAGUCCCUCUCAGGACUACACUCACCCGGACGAUAAAAUUACACUAUCACAUAUUUUCUCUUUCUUAAUUUAGAGUGAACUCUAGAAAGUAAGGAAGUUGUUUAAUCUCAAUUCCAGCAGGCCAGCUUUUAAGGAGUGAAACACUUGAGGCCACUCAUAAUAAGACACACCAGAAUAUUUGAAAACAAGUUGUAUGCGUGGGUAUUAGACUUAACUCGAUUGAAAGGUCAAUGCUUAAAUAACACAACACAAUGGAUUGAAACAGGAAUUAUCUUCAGAGAUUUUAGACCUCACGUAUCCUAUAAAAGCUAUUUCUUUCCUUCCGUUCAUUUUUUCUGAGAAAACAGUAAUUGCCCGCGAUAACGGGAGAUGUACGUUCAAGGAAUUAUUUGAGAAUUGUUGAAUUUUUGACUGGCCAUUUCUGAGCAUGCAUCAGACACAAAUCCACGAAAGCUUUUCUUUUUUUUUUUCCUUUUUGUGGGUAGAUCCUUGUAAAACAGCACCAGAAAUAAGCCAAUAAAGGUCAAAACGCUCUGCAAACAUCAUGCAGACGAAGAAAAUUUUCCAGAUGGCUUGACAAGCCUUCGUUGUUCGGGAAAAGGAGUCAAGGCAAUUAUCUUUCUACAGGGACAGCCCCUUUUUUUUUAAUAAAACCUGUGAUAAGCGAACCCAUCAAAUGAUUUUUCGUCAGUGUAGCACUCUUUAGCGAGGAUAAUUCUAAGUAAAUGAAUUUUGUUAGCUGAAUUACAAUUUUAUACCUUCUUGAGCGGCACGGUUUGUUCGAAGAAAUGUUUUUUCACUAGGCAAGUUGACGCACCCAACUAAUUUUCUGUGUUGCUGUAUCUACACAAUUUUGUCAUUCCCAGUUUUCCUUAAUGUAACAAUUUUGAUUCCCUUUGCCUGACCUUACUCUGCAGGAAUACGAAUCGUGCAACUAAGAAUGGGGGAAUUCAAAGAGUGGGACAAUGCUCUCAAUGACCUGGACGUCGAUCAGUCACACUCGGAUAUGAAAGACGCCGAAAAGUUAAACGAUGAUGUAGAAGUUAUGUUUCGCAUAGCAAAGGAAGCAGUCCAAAGUCUCCGUGCAGCGGCUGAUAAACUUGACGAAGCGUGGAGUGAUGGCAAGAUAACUCGUAUAGGUGGAAUUUCCGUUGGUGUAGUGGGAGGAGUCCUCACCAUCAUCGGAGGAGUUGCAACGGUUAUGACGCUAGGGGCUGCUACACCCUUGUUAGUUACAGGAAUAAGCUUUGGCGUCAUCGGAGCUGGUACAAACAUAGCGGGAAAUAUUAAAGAGUCACACAUCAACUCGAAAGAAAUCGAGAAAGCUGACAGUGACUUAAAGAAGGCUGUGGAUAGCAUAAGGAAUGUUAAGGGGACCAUCCACAAGUGGUUGGAUGACAAAGAUAUACCCAGACUGCGCAACAUUUGCAAGCUGGCUGAGGUUAAUAGAUGGGGCAAGCCAGUGUGCAAGCUCUUCUGUAUGAUUUUGCUUGCCGCCGAAGAGGCUUAUAAAGAAAGCUUGGCCUUUGCAGGACCGGCAGCCAAAUUCGUUGCCUCAGAAGCUGGUAACGCGGGUAUAAAAGCGACUGGGAUAGCUGGUGCAAAGUCUGCUGGCAACGCUGGUGCAAAGUCUGCUGGCAACGCUGGUGCAAAGUCUGCUGGCAACGCUGGUGCAAAGUCUGCUGGCAAGGCUGGUGCAAAGUCUGCUGGCAAGGCUGGUGCAAAGUCUGCUGCCAAGGCUGGUGCAAAGUCUGCUGGCAAGGCUAGUGCAAAAGCAGCUGGGAAGGCUGCUGCAAAAGCAGCUGGGAAGGCAAGUGCAGGAGCCGCCGAUGAUGUCUUACAAGCUGGAAUCAAAGCAGGAGGCAAACUUGCUGGUGGCUUGAUCAUUGGAAUCAGCACUGUAUUUCUGACAUGGGAUAUUAUCGAUCUUGGCUGCACUAUCAGAGAUCUCGUGGAAAAGAAAGGAUCAAACGCCGCCAAAGAAUUGAAGCAGAAAGCGGAGAUUCUUGAGAAUAUUAUGAAGAAAUAUGAGGAAGAAGGGUAGAUCUAAAUUGGGUCAAUGGACCAUGAAAACGUAGCCAUGUAGAACAAGCACAAUUGACAUGAACACUGAACCUUAAAAAAAACUUCCUCUAGCUUCUUUUUUAAACUUUUGUGGAAAACUUUAGUACCUUCUGCGCAAUAAAGUAAAGGUUUGUUUGAUCGAGGCACCGAUAGAAAUAUUAUUCGUAUAUUCCUAAGCACAGUCCAAUUGUUGAACCAGUUAAAAGACAAAAUAAACAUCGAGAAAGAAUUUUCAUUAUAAGUGUUUUUUGACGUAAUUAAACUUUGAAAUUGAAUGGAAAUAAUAUAUUGCCAUUUGCCAUUCAGUAAAAAUGAUAAUAAGCCAGUUGAUCAUUUCUUAUUCCUUUUGGCGGUCUAUCUUACAGGUAUAAUUUAGCACGCUCGACACCUUUUCUUCUUUGAGGUGACUUAUGGUGUAAACAUGAAGUACUCAUCCUCUGCACUGAAUCUAUAAUCAGGUAAUUUACACGAAUAGCACGUAGCUCUUUUGGGGGGGGUACCUUGGGUACGCCCUUGCCUCUCCGAAUUUUCUCUUUAUUUUGCUGUUAUGCAACAGUCCUCAAGGACUAUUUUCUCUUUAGAUAUAUUUUUAAGUAUAAUUUUAAUUCUGUUAGUAAGUUUAUUAUAAUUUUUCUAUCGUCAAUCUUGUUUUCUUUUUUCCCGAACGUAACCGUAAGACAAAGAAAUUUAAGGUAGAAAGUCAUUUUGUAAAGCGUAACAUCGCGAAGGUACCUACUUAAUAUGCAAACUCCGCUUUUCGUAGCUUAGCGUGAUUCACUAGUUAAGUAUAAAAGCAUGACGAAGGUUAGAGAUUGACAGCUCAGUAAGCGUCACUUUUAUAAGCGGUGACCACCACUUUCCUUGAGAGGUCAGAGCUAGUCCCGAGGUAAUAAGUUGUGUGUAAGAGAGAGAAGAAUAAAGAAACCUUCAACUGGUUCAAGAGAG
This is a messenger RNA of Pocillopora meandrina, 6949 nucleotides long. The record is from the annotation of a GenBank genome assembly. Lineage: Eukaryota; Metazoa; Cnidaria; Anthozoa; Scleractinia; Pocilloporidae.